Molecule: messenger RNA, 756 nt
Organism: Schistosoma mattheei
Lineage: Eukaryota; Metazoa; Platyhelminthes; Trematoda; Strigeidida; Schistosomatidae
Source: the annotation of a GenBank genome assembly
AUGGAUGGAAGUCUAAUCUUUGAAGACUCAGUGGUAUUGCAGUCAGUUUGGACUAAUGCUCGAGAAAGAUUGGAAGAAAUUGAAUCACGUCAACAAUCUGAUUCUCGUCAAUCAAGUCAGUACAAUAGUUACUCUAGUCAACAUAGGCAUGUUACUAUAGACGAUGAAGAUGAUGAAGAAGAUGAACAAGACGAUGAAGAUGAGCCAAGUGAGACGUCAAAACAUGCACCUAUAUCGACAGGACCACGAUAUGUUGUCUGUAACACAUCAGCUACCGAUGUAACCGGUAAUACAGGUGGAAAUGGUCAGCAAAAUAUCCCCGAUAAUUCAAUGAAUGAGGAUAGUCUUGGAGGGUUGGAUGAUUUAGAUGAUGAGGAAGAUACUAUGGAUGAUCCAAUGGAUGAUGAUGACAGUGCCAGUCGAAGUUCUUUCAGUAGCAAAGCGAGACGCAUGUCACGUAAGCCAACGUAUUGUAUAUCUCGUACAACAAACAGUUCCGUUUCUGUUAUCUCAAAAACACAUCUUCCACCUGGAUCUCAUAAUCAUCCCCGUUCGUUAUCUGCUACUGAAUCUAGAGGAACAGUUUCUGUUGUUGAAUCCAUACGUAUCAACACAUCAACUGUCGAAUCUCUCCUACCACCAAGGAAAGCUCGCUCACAUAAACGUGUUAUGAUGGUUGAUGAUAGUGAAGAAGAGGAUGAAGAAGACUCUGAUAAUGACGCAGUCGAUGAUGAUCCUGAUGAUGAAGACUUUUAA